Fusarium sp. VM40 is the source of this 1500-nucleotide messenger RNA. The record is from the annotation of a GenBank genome assembly. Lineage: Eukaryota; Fungi; Ascomycota; Sordariomycetes; Hypocreales; Nectriaceae.
AUGGACGCAAAACCGUCCGUCCAGAUGGACGAGGGAGAUCCUCCCACGGCCGGUCGCGAGCAAAACAUUGAUUCUUGGAAUUUCGACAAUCAAAGUGAAGAAUGGCGGACCGAACUCAACAAGAGGCUACUCCGAAAGGUCGAUAUACGGCUGAUGCCCACUCUCGUCAUCAUGUACCUCCUCAACUUCCUCGAUCGCUCCAAUCUCGCCCAAGCCCGUCAGGGAUCCCUAGAAGAAGACCUGGGGAUGAAAGGCACGGAUUUUAACCUGGCUACAUCAAUCUUCUUCGUGGGAUAUCUUCUGAUGCAGCUCCCGUCCAAUCUCAUCUUGACACGCUUGCGCCCAUCUCUCUACCUGAGCGCAUCAUGUUGUCUCUGGGGCGUGGUAUCGACCUGUAAUUCUGCCUCCCAGACAUUCACGCAUCUGAUUGUCAUCCGAUUCUUCCUUGGCUUUGUUGAAGCCCCAUUCUUCCCAGGCGCUGUGUUCUUGAUGAGCUCUUGGUAUACUAGACCUGAGCUUACUCGCCGAAUUGCCUGGCUCUAUUCUGGAAAUGCACUGGCCAAUAUGUUUGGCGGAGUCCUCGGUGCUGCUAUCCUGGGUGAUCUCGACGGUGCACAUGGUAUUUCAGGCUGGAGAUGGUUGUUCAUCAUUGAAGGUGUAGCUGCGAUAGGCUUCUCUUUCGUUGCUGCAUUCGCUCUUCCAAACUACCCACACACGACAAAAUGGUUAUCCGAAGAAGAGCGUGCCUUUGCAGCCUGGAGAUUGGCACAGGAUAUUAGCGAAGUAGAUGCAUACGGAGAGAGCACAGUCUGGGACGGCGUCAAAAUGGCUGUUCGGGACUACCGACUUUACCUUUUUGUCCUCCUGCAACACGUUAGCUUGAUCUCUCAGACGUUUCAAUACUUCUUCCCUACCAUCGUGGGGACUCUUGGCUAUGGUAAAAUCACGACGUUGUGGCUUACCGCUCCAGCUUGGUUCGCUACGUUCCUCCUAUCGGUGUGCGUCACGUUAAGCUCCGCCAAAACGAACGAUAGAUCUAUACAUAUCAUAUGUCUCAUGCUUGUGGCAGCAGUUGGAAACGCAAUUGCCGCCGGUACAACGGUAGUUGGAGCACGGUUCUUUGCCAUGUUUCUCAUGCCCAUGGGUGCCGUAUCUUCAUACCAAAUCAUUGUUUCGUGGGUUGCAAAUUCUUUCCCCCGUCCACUUGUCAAGCGGUCAGCGACUAUCGCCAUCUGCAACAUGAUCGGCAACACAGCAAGUAUAUAUGGGUCGUACAUGUACCCCAGCACCGACGGGCCCCAGUACACGCCUGGUGGUAGCGCCAAUGCGGCGAUAUGUGUACUUGUGGCUUUGCUGGCUCUUAUGCUGCGAUAUGUCCACAAAUGGGAGAAUAAGAAACUCGACAAGGCAGAGCAAGAGGCAAAUGCUGUGGAUCAGGAUGGAAAGAUGGAUGUGGCGACGACUGCCACACGAGGAACAGGGUUUAGGUACAUCUAUUAG